AUGCAUCGUGAUAGCUGUUCAUCUAACAAUAAUGGCGAAGUUCGUGGUGCAAUUAACUUGGAGUUUGUGGUUCACAGAAAAGGGGUUUGGUUGGGACCAGAAGCCGCGACUUGGGAACGUUGGAUUGUAAAUGUGAUUCUGAAAACCGUCAGUGCGAAUGAAAAAGAGGAUCAUCGUCGUCAAAUUAGCAAUCAACUAAGGAAUGAAUUGUGCAACAUUCUCGAACACUUCAACUCUCCCUCAGCUUAUGCUCCAUCUUUAGGUAGCUCACAAGUGGAAACAGAACACAUCAUUGACUUCUCUAUGUGCGGAAUUUCACCCUAUCGGUUUAGUAUAAAUUAUCUUUCUAAUUCAUGUCAAAGUCGUUCCGGAGUGAGUGUGACCAUGAGGCGUAUAUUUAAAGAUGCUAGACUUUGA
Schistosoma haematobium is the source of this 417-nucleotide messenger RNA. RefSeq lists its product as uncharacterized. Lineage: Eukaryota; Metazoa; Platyhelminthes; Trematoda; Strigeidida; Schistosomatidae. Bases 1 to 417 code for a protein of 138 amino acids. Gene Ontology annotation, cellular component: phagophore assembly site. Gene Ontology annotation, biological process: autophagy; autophagosome assembly. The transcript is spliced from 2 exons. The record is from RefSeq and is a predicted model, not a curated record.